Messenger RNA from Trichomonas vaginalis G3, 525 nucleotides. RefSeq lists its product as uncharacterized. The coding region runs from base 1 to 525 and encodes 174 amino acids. The transcript has a single exon. The record is from RefSeq and is a predicted model, not a curated record. Lineage: Eukaryota; Parabasalia; Trichomonadida; Trichomonadidae.
AUGAUUGAAAAAAGGAAAUACGAUAAGAAUUUGUUGAGACUUGAAUUAGAAGACGCAUUCGAGGAAGUAAAUGAAUCACAGAUAGAAAAAAUUGUGGAAAAAUCGGAUUACGACCUAAACAACAUAAUUGCGGAUUUAAAUAAACAGAUUGGUCAAGAGUUUGCGGCAAGCAAUAUCAUCUCUAGCAUGUUAUGUGCAGACACUACUAACGAACUAAGAAUUAAACCCAUUCCAGGAAAGAUUAAGCAAAAUUCAAUAGAUUUUCACGGACUUAGAAGAAAAUCAACUAAGCAAGCAACUCUCCGUAUUGCACAAGACAUCUCGCCAAAUAAUAACGUCAAUUACUCUUUUAUUUACGGUAAAGGUAAUAAUUCAAAAGGAAAUGCUAUUCUCAAGUACCACGGUAAAGAAGCUUUGAAUAUAGCUGGAUAUAACGCUGAAAUCGAUGCAGGACGUAUUAAUAUAAAAUCUCGAUCAAAAAUCCCUGAAGGAAACGUUAUUGAAUAUCAACACAAUAAGUUCUAA